CAUCGCCAAGAUGGCUGGAGGGGAUCAGAACGGAACAGCCAACGUCUCCUACACAGAAUUCCUUUUGCUCCCCUUCCCAGGCCUCCAAGAGUCCAGAUAUCUCCUCGCCAUCCCUUUCUUCUGUCUUUACUUCAUGAUUGUUGCAGGGAACUCCAUCCUGAUCCACACUGUGAGGACAGAUCACAGUCUCCAUUCGCCCAUGUACGUCCUGAUUGCUUUGCUCUUCGCAGUCAACCUCUGUGGCUCCACCGUCAUCCUUCCCAAGAUGCUCCUCAGCUUCCUUCUCGGAGUCAGCCACAUCUCCCUGACGGAGUGCCUGGUCCAGAUGUUCUUCAUCUACUUUGUCCUCAUGUUGGACUGCAAUGUGCUCCUCCUGAUGGCUUUGGACAGGUAUGUGGCCAUUUGCCACCCUCUGCAUUACACAGACAUCAUGACGAAGAAGCUCCUGGUGAUAUUGACACUGGUCGCUCUUGCCCGGAGUCUGGCUGUAGUGGGCCCAGUGGUAAUCCUGGCCUCCCAGGUGAGGUUUUGCCGGUCCAACAUCAUUGGGCAUUUUGCCUGUGAGCACAUGGCCCUCAUGAAGUUGUCCUGUGGUGACAUCUCCAGGAACAAGAUUGUAGGCCUGGCAGCAAGAACCAUCACCAUCAUCUUUGACUUUUGUUUCCUCCUGGGUUCUUAUGGCUGCAUCCUCCAGGUAUCCAUGCAGAUGAGCUCUGGCCACACCCGACACAAGGCCUUCCACACCUGUGGCACCCACCUCAUGGUCAUCCUCACAGUCUACUCUUGCAGCCUUGUCUCCUCUCUUGUCUUCCGCUUAGCUAAGUCAGCCAGCCAGGAUGUCCACAAUCUGCUCAGCGCAAUAUACCUGUUUCUUCCCUGGAUCCUCAACCCCAUCAUUUAUGGCUUGAGGACUAAGGAGAUCCAGGACAGUCUUUGGAAGCUGCUCAGGAGGAAAUGGGCUCAUUUGGUCCCAGGGAAAGCAGUGGCUAGGAGCAGAACCAAGUGACUGAUUCUGUGUGCCAGAUUUAGCAGAACCACCUAGAGCAGACAUUGCACACCUGGUACCCUGAAGCUGUUUUUGACUACAACUCCCAUCAGCCACAGUCAGCAUGAUGGGGGCUAUUGUACAAAAAGAUAUGGAGGGCUGCAGCAGGUUGGCCCAGGCUGGUCUGGAGCCAUGCAAACGGGUAGCCACCCGAGAUGAUUUCAAGGGUGUUCAUAUGGCACAGGGAACAAAUGACAGAAGUCUACUGCUUGGGUCUUUCUUGAAAGGCCGUGGAAGGAUUCUGCCAAGCAUUCCUCUGAAGGUCUCACCCUGCCUGCCAUUAGGGUCAGAGGACAUCUGGGAGAUGAAGAGCUUCUCCCAGCUCAGUCUGACCGUUCUCAUUCUUCAAGAGGAGCCAGAAAGCCAAAAGUGAAGAUGAUGAAUUUACAUGACGGAGUUUGUUUGGGUCUCUCCCUCUCCCCUCGUUCCUUCUUUCUUUCCUUAAAAUUGUUGGAAUAUUUUGUUAGUUGUUAUACAUUUGAUAAAUUAAUACUGUACUGUUUGCAGCAAAAAUAGCUCUCACAGAGGCACAGCAACUACAGUCUUUGGUUUGAAAGAAUCUGGAAUGUAGUAACAUUAUCAAAACUUACUAUCACAGGAAAGAAAAAAUAAUCAGCAAACAUCAUCUAUUGAAUAAUAGUCAUUUUUUAUUAUGUUUUGGAAUCAUAAAUUCCCAGAGAACAUGCACUGUUGCAUUAUGGUAUUGGUAUUAUUUUAUAUUAUUUUCAUCACUGUAUAAAUGAUAAAGGUUAUGCUACAUAUAUUGACUUGUAA
This is a messenger RNA of Podarcis muralis (Common wall lizard), 1819 nucleotides long. Lineage: Eukaryota; Metazoa; Chordata; Lepidosauria; Squamata; Lacertidae. The record is from RefSeq and is a predicted model, not a curated record.